Messenger RNA from Trypanosoma grayi, 1524 nucleotides. Its product is annotated as actin interacting protein-like protein. The transcript has a single exon. Bases 1 to 1524 code for a protein of 507 amino acids. The record is from RefSeq and is a predicted model, not a curated record. Gene Ontology annotation, molecular function: catalytic activity; FAD binding. Gene Ontology annotation, cellular component: mitochondrion. NCBI's taxonomy places the organism in Eukaryota, Euglenozoa, Kinetoplastea, Trypanosomatida, Trypanosomatidae.
AUGCACUACACCACCCGCAGUCCUGCUUUUACCAGGCUGCAGCCGCGGCACAUCGAGUAUUUCAGCAGUGUUCUCAAUCAAACAUGCUCCCAAAACCAAAAAAUGGGCAGGAUAUUAACGCAUCCCGAUAAAAUUGCGCCGUUUAACAAGGAUUGGAUGGGUCAAGUGGAGGGAGAGUGCCCAGCAGUGCUUUUUCCAACAUCGACACGGCACGUGGCGGCCAUUCUGCAUUACUGCCAAGAGGAGAAGAUUGCAGUGGUGCCUCAGUGCGGAAACACUGGGUUGGUAUACGGCUCCUCCGCACUUCAUGAUGAGAUUAUUCUCAGUCUACAGGAAAUGAACACCACGCCUAUCGUUUCGCCAGAAACGAUGUCCGCUGAAGCGGAUGCGGGUGUCGUUUUGCAGCACCUGCAAGAGGCAGCGAAGGAGCAUAGCCUUCUUGUGCCGCUCAACAUGGGCUCCAAAGGAAGCGCACAGAUUGGUGGCACCGUGAGCACCAAUGCUGGCGGUAUCCACUUUGCUCGCUACGGGUCGAUGCACGCAAAUGUGCUUGGUCUUGAGGUGGUCACGGCCAAAGGUGAGGUGCUAGACAUGAUGUCCACCCUCCGCAAAGAUAACGCGGGGUAUGACAUGAAGCACCUCUUCAUUGGAAGUGAAGGUACACUCGGCGUUGUGACGCGUGCCAGCCUAAAGCUCUACCCAUUUCCGCGUUCAGCCCAGUUGGCGUUGUUUCACCUUGCAACGUUUGACGCAGUGCUGGAGCUGUACCGCCUGGCGCAAGAACAUCUGGCUGAGUGCCUCUCCGCCUUUGAGGUGAUGGACGGCGAGUCUCUCACCACCACACCACAGGAAGAUCUGCCCUUCACCAAGACAAACAAAAACGACGCUUUCAGCAGUGGCCGGGACUACAGCAGCGCCUACUUUUGCGUUCUGGUGGAGACAAACGGCAGCAACGUUGAGCAUGACAUUGAGAAGCUUGCUCAGUUCAUGGAAGCUGUAGAGGGCAACCUGCUUUUUGUGUCGAAAAACAGCAAAGGUGAGUCAUUUGAGCCCAUUCUCUCGCAGUCACUGGCACAAACAGAAGAACUAUGGAAGGUGCGCGAGAGCACACCUGUACGACUUGCCAGUGCCGGAACUACGUNCAAGUUUGACGUCAGCUUCCCCCUCGAUAAGUUCUACACUAUAGUGGAGUACUUCCGCGAGCUGCUAUACAAGGACGGGAAGUUUAACCCCGAGGAGGUGCUGGUUGUGGGCUAUGGUCACUUUGGGGAUGGAAAUAUCCACCUCAACAUAGUGGAUCGCACGCGAAGACAGAGUGAUGCGCUGGACGCUAUGCUGUUCCCGGCUGUGUACGAGUUCUGUGCAGCACACUCCGGUUCUAUAUCCGCAGAACACGGGGUUGGGGUGCAGAAGAAGGCCUAUCUCGGACUGUCCCGAAGGCCGGAAGUCAUCACCUUGAUGCGAGGCGUAAAGAAUAUGAUGGACCCAAACGGUAUCCUCAAUCCUUACAAGGUGCUCGAAUAA